GAUGUUCUGUCCUUGGCUCACUCCUUGCACCGUUACUACUAUUAUGACUUGUUAGCUCAGUGACAGCGAACGCGCUUUCAAGUCUCUUGGGUCCAUUCACUCAUACAAACACAGACACAAACACAAACACAAACACCAAUCUCAACUGAAGCUGUCAUUAGAUGUUACCUUAGAACUUGGAACCAGUCCAUGCUUUACUUUACUUUACCUUAUACAUCACCCUUUUGCUUCUUCCUUAUGUAUCUUCUUCAACUACAUUUUUUUUUUAUUCUUAAUACGUUUACACUUUCCAACUUUGCUUCCUUUGGAUAUUAACCUUUAAAAUUCUUGCAAGAAACACGCUUUUCUUGCAGCAAGAAUGGAAAAGAACAGGAAACUCACCCGGUUGCAGGAUCUUUGUAUAGUUUCGCGCCUUGUGGCGCUUUUUUUCUUGUUUCAGAAUUUGGGUUUGUGCUGUUCUUUGAAUGAAGAAGGUAAUGCUCUUUUGAAGUUCAGGCAGAGAAUAGUGAGUGACCCUUUUGGUGCUUUGACAGAUUGGGUGGAUGAUGAUGCAUCUUUUGACCCUUGUAAUUGGUUUGGAGUUGAGUGCUCAGAUGAAAGAGUUGUGGCCUUCUUGAGUGAUUUUUUGCUCAGGAAUUUGAAGGAUCUCUGUCUUGAAGGAACUCUGGCACCUGAGCUUGUGAAACUUAACCACAUAAAGUCCAUUGUUUUACGGAACAACUCUUUCUCUGGAACCAUCCCUGAAGGAUUUGUGGAGUUGAAAGAAUUGGAGGUUUUGGAUUUGGGAUACAACAACUUCAGUGGAUAUCUACCUGCCGAUCUUGGGAGCAAUAUCUCACUAGCAAUCCUCUUGUUGGAUAACAAUGAAUUUCUUGUGGGUUUCUCCCCGGAAAUCAAUGAACUGAGGAUGCUUUCUGAGUGCCAAGUGGAUGAAAAUCAGCUAACUAAUGCUGCUAAAAUGCCAGCUUGUAUAGAAAGAGCCACCACAUGGCAUAUUGGUGAAGGUAAAAGUACUAGUCGUGGCCUACUGGCACUGCAACUCCCAAAACCAUUGCAUCGUGAUCAUGAAGAUGCUCGUAAUCGUGCACCACAACAGAAGCCUUCACCUUCUUCUCCUCCUUCACCAGUGCCUCCAAAACCAUUUGAUCGUGAUCAUGAAGAUCCUCGUAAUCGUGCACCACAAGAGAAGCCUUCACCUCUUUCUCCUCCUUCACCAGUGCCAAAGCUAACUCCCCCUGAGAAAAAAGCUGCAUCAGGUUCUGGACCACUGUCUAAAACUGAAAAAAGAACUUCACCGAAGGUUCAUAUUUUGGUUGGAGUUAUAGGUGGUACAGUGUUUCUUCUUUUUUCAACCAUUGGCUUAUAUGUUUGUAAAACAAAGGUGGUUAAUGUCAGACCUUGGGUCACGGGACUCAGUGGACAGCUGGAGAAGGCAUUUGUAACUGGUGCUCAAAAGUUAAGAAGAUUGAAUCUUGAAGUAGCAUGUGAAGAUUUUAGUAAUGUAAUUGGUACUUCGCCUAUUGGCACAGUGUACAAAGGAACUUUGUCUAGUGGCGUUGAAAUAGCUGUAACUUCUGUUCCGGUGACAUCAUCCAAGAAUUGGUCAAAGACUUUAGAAGUUCAAUUUAGAAACAAGAUAGAUACAUUAUCGAAAGUGAACCACAAGAAUUUUGUAAAUCUUAUUGGAUACUGUGAAGAAGAAGAGCCUUUCACCAGAAUGUUGGUUUUUGAAUAUGCCCCAAAUGGAACACUAUUUGAGCAUUUACACAUAAAAGAGGCUGAGCACUUGGAUUGGGUAACAAGGCUUAGAGUUGCAACGGGUAUGGCUUAUUGCUUGCAGCAUAUGCACCAAUUGGACCCUCCUAUGGCCCUUAUCAAGCUGAAUUCUCAAACUGUUUACUUGACCGAUGACUAUGCUGCAAAACUCUCAGAUUUGAGUUUCUCAUAUGACAUAACCUCAUCUGAGACAAAAGCCAUUGACAUGCCAAAAGCAAGUCUAGAAAGUAACGUUUAUAGCUUUGGUGUUUUGUUAUUUGAGAUGGUUACUGGUCGUCUCCCUUAUUCAGUGGAACAAAGGAACUCACUUGAAAACUGGGCAUCACACUAUUUACAAGGAGACCAACCCCUCAAGAAUAUGGUGGAUCCAAUUCUUGAAUCUUACCAAGAGGAUCAGCUUGAACAAGUUGCUGCAUUGAUUAAAUCUUGUGUGCACCAAGAUCCAAAGCAGAGACCAACAAUAAAAGAUGUCAGUGAAAGACUAAGAGAGAUAACAAAGAUAACACCUGAAUCAGCAGUUCCAAAACUUUCUCCACUGUGGUGGGCAGAGCUUGAGAUUGCUUCUACAGAAAUGUGUUGAAACCAGUGAAGCAGAUUGUAGUUAAGUUCCAAUGGUUUUUGACGUUGUGAUCCUUUUUCUGUAAAAUGUUGUUAAAAAGUAUCUAUUUUUAUGUUGUAGAACAUGGUCGCAAAUGAUGUUCUUUCGGUGCAGUUUUUAAUUGUAGUUUAUGGAAUUGCACAGAGAAUCAGUUUUUUGUGUAUCAGUUGAUUUCAAUUCAGUUCAUGAGGCGAAUCAAGAUAUUUGCAACUCUUUCAUUCU
Messenger RNA from Vigna unguiculata (cowpea), 2596 nucleotides. RefSeq names its product putative inactive receptor-like protein kinase At3g56050. NCBI's taxonomy places the organism in Eukaryota, Viridiplantae, Streptophyta, Magnoliopsida, Fabales, Fabaceae. The record is from RefSeq and is a predicted model, not a curated record. Gene Ontology annotation, molecular function: protein binding; protein kinase activity; ATP binding. Gene Ontology annotation, biological process: protein phosphorylation.